Molecule: messenger RNA, 4018 nt
Organism: Paralichthys olivaceus (Japanese flounder)
Lineage: Eukaryota; Metazoa; Chordata; Actinopteri; Pleuronectiformes; Paralichthyidae
Source: RefSeq, a predicted model, not a curated record
UCCUUUGUCCAGGACCUCUGCGGCCACCACUCCUGCGACACCCUGGGGAUGGCGGAUGUGGGGACCAUCUGCUCUCCGGAGAGAAGCUGCGCCGUCAUCGAGGACGACGGGCUUCACGCUGCAUUCACUGUCGCACAUGAAAUAGGUCACCUGCUCGGCCUGUCCCACGACGACUCCAAGUUUUGUGAGGAGCGCUUCGGGGUGAACAGCGACAAGCGGCUAAUGUCCUCCAUCCUGACCUCCAUCGACGCUUCCAAGCCCUGGAGCCGCUGCACCUCAGCUACCAUUAUCGACUUCUUCGACGACGGCAACGCCGAGUGUCUCCUCGAUUCUCCUCGCCAGCCCCUCCUUGGCUCCGAGGAGCUCCCGGGGCAGAGCUAUGACGCCGUCCGCCAGUGCCGCCUGGCCUUUGGCCCAGAGUACACCGUCUGCCCGGGCAUGGAUGUGUGCUCUCGGCUGUGGUGUGCAGUGAUCCGCCAGGGGCAGAUGGUGUGUCUGACCAAGAAGCUGCCGGCUGUGGAGGGGACGCCCUGCGGGAAGGGACGCAUCUGCCUGCAGGGGAAGUGUGUGGACAAGACCCGCAAGAGACACUACUCGGUGUCCAACCAUGGCAGCUGGAGUUCCUGGGGUCCUUGGGGUGGGUGCUCCAGAACGUGCGGGGGCGGGGUGCAGUUCGCCCAGCGUCUGUGCAACAACCCGCCGCCGCGGAACAACGGGCGCUACUGCACCGGGAAGAGGGCCAUCUAUCGGUCCUGCAACGUAACGCCGUGUCCAGCAUUGAAUAAGAGUUUCCGUCAGGAGCAGUGCGAGGUGCGUAAUGGCCCCCAGACUGAUCCUAAAGGGGUGAAGACCUUUGUCGAGUGGGUGCCUAAAUACGCAGGAGUCCUCCCCAAAGAUGUCUGCAAGCUGACCUGCAGAGCGAAAGGAACAGGAUACUACGUGGUGUUUGCCCAGAGGGUGGUCGAGGGGACGGAGUGUCGUCCGUACAGCAGCUCGGUGUGUGUGAAGGGGAAGUGUGUGCGGACGGGGUGCGACGGCAUCAUCGGCUCCAAACUGCAGUUCGACAAGUGUGGUAUAUGUGGGGGGGACAGCACUGGGUGUCUGCGUGUGAUGGGCAACUUCACAAAGAAGAGUAAGGGCUACACUGAUGUGCUGAAGAUCCCCGCGGGCUCCACCCACAUAAAGGUUCGUCAACACAAGGCCAAGGACCAGACCCGCUACACCGCCUACCUGGCCCUCCGACGGCCCAACGGCGAGUACCUCCUGAACGGCAAGUUCAUGAUCUCCACCUCCGAGACGAUCAUCCCGCUCAACGGUUCUGUGCUCAACUACAGUGGGUGGAGCCAAAGGGACGAAUGGCUUCACAGCAUGGGCCCCGGGGCUCUCUUAGAACCCUUGGUGGUGCAGAUUCUAGCGACGGAUGCCAAAAAGCCCCUGGAUGUUCGUUACAGCUUCUUCAUGCCGCGCCGGACAGCCCCACAGCAGCCGUCAGCUCCGCUCAUCCCCAUUCCAAAGGCAACCACCUUGCAGAGCACUACGACAGUCUCAACCACGACGAGAACCACCACCAGUACUACAUCCUCUGCACUGGACCCAGGGCCAACUACAGCUCCAGGUCCCUCAACCCCAACCCCAGGGCCCCAGUGGGUAACAGGUCCCUGGAUGACCUGCUCCAGGACGUGUGACACUGGCUGGCAGAGCCGGACAGUGCAGUGCAAGGACCAGGAUGGGAAACUGUCCAAAGGAUGCAUUCUGGGUGUUCGCCCCUCCGCCUUUAAACACUGUCUGGUGAAGAAAUGUUGAGGAGGCCAGAGAGGGGGAAAAGAUUUUCAUGAGAUGAGAAAAAAUGUGUUGGAAGAUGUUUUAAUCUGUACUUCUGAUAAAGGUCUCAAGUGCUGGAUGUAGGACCAAUGAAUGGACCAAUGAAUUUAAGACAUGGAACCUUAGACUGGACUGUGAAUGUUUACGCUUGGACCCGUCUGACUCCCACUCUAAGACAUAUUGGCAUGGAUGUACCAGACUAUAUGCCAGAGGAAUGUCCUGGAGUCUACACAGAGGGAACCAGAGGACAGUUUCCGUAUGACAGAGACAAGUGUCGCCCUGGCAUAGCUAAGAAAUUGAGUUGCAUGUCAUUUCCACAUAGACAACAACUGAUUGUCUUUACGUCGGCCUCCUGGAGGCUCAGUGUGCGUUGCCCUGUAACAGCAUGCAUGUUGUGUGUCUUUUGUUAUGUUCUUCCAUGUGUUCUUAUCACUGUGGGUAUUUGAAAGUCGUACCCCUUUAUCUUAUGGCGUGAGUGCGUCUGAGACAAGAGCCCUGCAGGCUGUAGACCCUGCCCUGUUCCACGACUGCUAUACGACAUAUAAGCACCGUGGACUGUGGUGUUUUUGGUCAAUUUACUGACUCAGAACAAUUAAAAAGUUUGUUUCCAGGAAGUAUGUUGAAAAUAUGAAAUCACUGGGUGGGAGGCAAUCUUUGUAGCAACCUCCGUAGCAAACGUAAGGAACAAAAACAUAAAUUAAGAUCUACUUAUGGCCAAGGAGUAUAUUUGAGCAUGACGACAGUGAGUAACACUUUGAUCUCCUUAGCUUCCCUACCAAUAUUCUUCCUGUAAAUAUUUCUAAGACCUACUCUGUGACUGAAAUUUCCAACACACAGGAAAUGGAGAUAUGUCCUGGUCCUGGAUCAGGAGUAACCGACAUGCCCUGGCUGUUUUCAUGACCAAAACAUAGGGUUAACCCAUGAGUGGGGGAGGACGGUGGCCUUUACAGGACAAACAUAACAACAGUGAAAUCGACGGAGGGGCAACGUAACCAUGACACUCCCUAACAUUUAAAGAGGCUGAUGAUAAAUCAGAUUGGGGGCAAUGUUUGAUGUGUGUGUGCGUGUGCGUGCGUGUGUGUGGCGUCUCAGAGCUUCUUCACUCUCAGUUCCACUUGUAUCAAUUAUUAUGCUGGUGCUGGGAGGUUUAUUGUCCCCAUGUGUUUUUUGUUUGUUUUUGUUUUUUGUGACAGUCAAUAUCUGUUAGUUAGUUUGUUUAUCUGUUUAGGAAAAUAUGCUAAUAUGACAAUGUGUGCCCUGGAUACUCGCAACGACAGCAAGAGAGACACAAAGGCGGCCAUCACUGUCCUCCUGCAAUUCAACUCUUUUUCUUUUUAUCGUUCAUUCUCUAUUUUAUUCAGACAUCCUGUAUUUGCUAAUUAUCACUUUAACUUGUCUUCAACCCUGAUGGGUGGAGUUUGCCAUAAUAAGACAAUUCAUAUUGCGCCACUCAGUGCAUCAAUGAUACUCGGACAUCUCGCUGAGGAUGUUAAAGGCUUAAAGUUUUGAGAUAUCUUUACAGCAGCUUCUUGACAAUAGAUGACUAGAAAAUAAAUAGUUGCUGCUCACAGCUUUGAGAACUGACCAACAUUGUCCUCCGGACAUUUUAAUAAGAGGAUUGGCAGGAAAGGUUCCGGACAAUGUCCAGAGCGACUUUCUCAGACAUCUUCGUUCUCACGUAGAGUUUCUCUGGAAAGUUUCGCACUAAAAACUAAAAGCAUGAAAACAAUUUGCCUAUGUUUUAAGUCUUAAUGCUAAGCUAAGAUAACUUGGCUGCCAUCUCUAGACUACUAAUGAAAAUAGUGUAUCCCUGUUUGACAAGGAAGAACUUAGAUAACACAGAUCUACUGUUUAAGACAAUACAUAGAAUAUCAUUGAAAUUUGCAUUAAAGUUAGAGUAAAAUGAAAACUUGGUCAAUGUCCUCAGUUCUCAGCUUUACAAGUUAAUGUUGCUUCUGUACCUAAUGGACGUAGUUGUGAUUGUGUUCAAUCUUCUGGCACCGGUCGUGUGGCAAACUUCACCCGUCUGCCUCCUGUGCAGCACAAACCAACAAACCACUCGUACAAUCCUCUCUCCUCCUGCCUCACACGUUCACAUUUAUUUACACAAUGUAGACAUUUUUUUACAUGACUAGAUCUUUCAUAUAUGUGUUAGUUAUCGACCAUAUUUACACAGAGUUUCACACAUUCAGACACA